Molecule: messenger RNA, 5864 nt
Organism: Hylaeus anthracinus
Lineage: Eukaryota; Metazoa; Arthropoda; Insecta; Hymenoptera; Colletidae
Gene: Syt7
Product: synaptotagmin-7
Exons: 10
Coding region: 2086-3393 (435 amino acids)
Biological process (GO): regulation of dopamine secretion; cellular response to calcium ion; calcium-ion regulated exocytosis
Cellular component (GO): axon; membrane; synapse
Molecular function (GO): calcium-dependent phospholipid binding; calcium ion binding; SNARE binding
Source: RefSeq, a predicted model, not a curated record
UUUCGCUGACGGUGACGGUUGUGUCCGCGUGUCGUUGCGCGAGGAACGAAACGGGUGAACGUUUCCGUACCCGAACAACCUCGUCGAUAUCGGCCUGGAUCGCGACGACGAGUCAAAAAAAAAAAAAAAUCCUCCGUCGACGCUCGAACCGUCCCUCUGUCCACUCGGAGGAAGAGGACAUUGUCGAAGAGGACUUUGCGUCUUCGCCGUAGGUAAGCGUGCGGGCCCCUUGUUCGACGGGAUCCGUUCGCCAGCGAUCGAAGGAUCAUUUCGUCCAAGAGCGAGGGGGGAGGGCCAGCUCACGCGCUUUCGCUACCACGACGCGUAACGCCUUCGAUCGGUUGAUCGUUUCGCGGUCAAACUCGAAUCGAUUCAUGGGUGACAGACGACGAAUGAACCGAGAAGAGUGGGACACGAAGAAGACGAAGGAGAUCUUCCGAUGAGUUUCAUCCAAGCCACGGGCCACGGAGGUGACUCUUGACGCUCGAGGAAAGAUCAUCCUCAAGGAGACGCACAGAGAAACAGAGAGAAACGGUUCAGAGAACGCUGAAAUAGACGCAAUCAUCGAGAGUCAGUCAUCGAGAGUUCGCCAAGUUAUUGUUCUCGCGGCUCGUUAAACGAAUUGUUACUUGUUACUCGUUGUUCGUUUGUAGAUCUUGUUGUAAAUCUCGCGCGCCCACCCCGAGAACACCGCGAUAGAGGUGGAUCGUUUUACUCGGGACGAUUACUUCGGUCGCGUUAUUUUUCAAUCGAUCUACGGGCCAUCGUAGCGCGUUGGUGCGAACGUUCCGAAAUUUCGCCACCCCCGAAGCCUUGGUUAUUCGGGGGCUGUCAUCUCGAGGGAAGACGGAAACGCGCGCAAGCCGGAACGACCCCCUGUCGGCCGAUUCGAAUAAUUCGAGUCUCGUCGGUGGCAUCGAAGGCCGUAUCGCCAGUCUCGACCAAAUUCGUCGGCCGACCCGUCGAUUAAUUUUCCCUCUCUCCCCGUACCAGCCCGGGUGAAACCAAAGGGUGUCGAAUCUGGAUCCCCGAGGACAGUUGGAAGGUCUCGAGCGGAGAAGAGGAGGACGCGAUCGAAAUUCCCCAUCGAGGAUCGUCGGGAAGUGAUUCGAGCGGCGUCGACGCUCGUUUCCGCAUCGAUUGGAGAUAAUUCAAUGGAAGCGUUCUUCGGAAGAGGGUAAAGUGCGACGGGUGGGGGGGGGUGGUGGUGCAAACAAUAGAGGAAGGUGAAUUACCUGUUUGUGCGCGUAAGAGGGCGUCGAACUUGUUAACGGUUCGAGUCACCCUGGAAACGGUACAACGAAGCCUCGACGAGGACGACCUGGCAUUUUAACGGGGCGAGACGAAGGAUCGCGGGACAUCGAGUCGUGAAACGUAAUCAAAAGGGGGGCGAAACGAAUCAUGCGAUACGACUCGUUGAGGAACGCGUUAAGGGCACGACGCAACCAAGUUACGAAGGCGAAGGAGAACGCGAGCCGCUCGAUCGGCGACGAGAGCGUGGAGUCACUCGAUUAGGAGAAUCGAGAGUCGUCAGCGGUCGUGCACACACGUAUCAGGUGGCUGGGAGCCCGUGAUACCGAUCGCGAUUACGAUUCGACGAGACGCGGUUUACCGAAAAGAAGGAGAUCCAACCGAUCGAAGCCUUGCACGGCAAAGUUAUUCUCUUCCUCCUUUAGUUCGGUUGCCGGUGAACGAUCGAAUAUGGAAAUCGCAGCCUCUGCAAUGUUGGAUGGCCUGAAAAAUAAUCGAAUCAGCAAGUUGGCACUGUCGCGGUUCUUGUCGCAGAGUCUAUCCCUAGAAUAGUCGUCGAACCGAGAUUUGGAACCUUCAUGCGUUGCGCGGCCAUGAACGUGGCAUGAACACGAUCGAGCGGAAGUUCAUUUCUGGGUCGCGAUUGAAACGACGAGCGUGUCUUCGAUUUAAGAGAGAAGAGAACUACGCAUCUUGGAAGAGUGUGAGGGUGUGCGAGGCACGUUUUGCGUGCGCUCCGGCUCGUUUGAACGGACAAUUUGCUCGUUGACGGGAAUGUGAAACGCGGUUCUUCGCGAUAUUCGUGACUAAAGAGACUCUCGGAACGACAGAACCAUGUGGGCUGCAGUCACGAGGUCUUUGGAAAUACUGGUUGCCUUCUUCGAGUAUUACACCGCCAGAGCGCAAUUGGAGACAACUGGUAGUCCGGCGAACAAGACAGCGGGGCCGACAGGUGCCGGCGGUGUCGGCGGAAGUGGAGUUGUAGGAUCAAGCGCGGGAAGCGCAGGUGCUAGUGGAUCGACGUCGAGCGCAGCUCUAGGUGGCGGCAGCUCUGGAUCGGGGGUAGGCUCUGGAUCGGGAUCUGGAUCUGGAUCAGGCAUUGGAAGUGCAAACGCUGGAACCAGCGGCAUCGGCGCAGGCGCAAACGCGAUUUCCGGCAGUGGCGUGGGUGGCGCCGCCGCUGGAACGGGGGAGCCACGGACGCCAACCGCUGGUGCCCAAAACAAACAGCUGCAGAAUGUCAAAGGAGAUCACCCGUCGAAAGCUUUCCUACAAAGCAGAUCCAUGUCCUUGGUCGACAUGUACAUCGACAACUCGGAACCUAGCGAAAACGUUGGCCAAAUUCAUUUCAGCCUGGAAUACGACUUUCAGAAUACCACGCUCAUCCUUCGCAUUAUACAGGGUAAAGAUCUGCCGGCAAAGGAUUUGUCGGGGACGUCCGACCCUUACGUUCGCGUGACCCUUCUGCCAGACAAAAAGCAUCGACUGGAGACGAAGAUAAAAAGGCGCACGCUGAAUCCUCGAUGGAACGAGACGUUCUAUUUCGAAGGUUUCCCGAUUCAAAAGUUGCAGAGCAGAGUGCUGCAUUUACACGUGUUCGACUACGAUCGAUUCUCGAGGGACGAUUCCAUCGGGGAGAUGUUUCUGCCUCUCUGCCAGGUCGAUUUCUCGGAGAAACCUAACUUUUGGAAAGCUCUCAAGCCCCCGGCAAAGGACAAAUGCGGAGAGCUGUUGUGCUCGUUGUGCUACCACCCGAGCAAUUCCGUGCUGACUCUGACGCUUAUGAAAGCGAGGAAUUUGAAGGCGAAGGAUAUCAACGGGAAGUCAGAUCCCUACGUGAAAGUGUGGUUGCAAUUCGGCGACAAGAGGAUCGAGAAACGAAAGACCCCGAUAUUCAAGUGUACUCUGAACCCGGUCUUCAACGAAGCGUUCUCCUUCAACGUGCCCUGGGAAAAGAUUCGAGAGUGUUCGCUGGACGUAAUGGUAAUGGAUUUUGAUAACAUCGGCCGAAACGAGCUGAUCGGACGGAUUCAACUGGCAGGGAAAAACGGGAGCGGGGCGAGCGAAACGAAACAUUGGCAGGACAUGAUCACGAAGCCACGCCAGACGAUCGUUCAGUGGCAUCGACUCAAGCCUGAGUAAACGUUCGAGUGCGCGAUCCAUAUCUGUAUUUCGCGGGAGCGAAAUCGUCGAUCUAACUUAUACCAGUACCUCCCGAUCUCUCGAACCUGCUCGACUAAAUUGGUAUUCGGUUGUCUUCCGACGACGCGAAACCGAUCGUAACCAUUCUACGCGUCGUCGUUGGGUGUCGGCGCCGAUUCAGGCUUCGAAAGUCGCGAAUCGGCCAAAAUGACCGCGACCGUCGAUCGAGACGCCACGUUUCCCCUGUUCUUGGGUUUCCCUCGCGUCGCGCGUGGUCAGCCUGCGCGUAUCCACCAUUGUUGGGCAAACCACGAUCCACGAUUACGAUUAUCGAGCGAUCAGCGAUCACUAUUAUCGAUUAACAAAUAAUCAGACAGGGUUAACACCGUAUGGUUAUCAAUUGCUCGUUUCCGAUUGCAAAUUUCUUGCUAACAAUCGUGAGUAUCGCAAGUGUAAUCGCAAAGUGAUCACUGCCCAGCUCUGGUUCGCCCCCUUUUAGGUUAACCUUCCGCGCAGAAUGGAAAGAUCGAGCGUGGCUCCCUCUACUUUCCGACAAUACGACUCACAAACGCCACGCGGUCUCUCCCCGACGGGUCGAAGAGUCUCGCGAGGCGAUAUACGAUUUUCAUUUGAAUCCGCGUCGACGAUAUUCCCUUAUUACGACGUCACGGGCCGACGCUUUACAUAUUUCACUCCCCUCCCCAACCCUCCCCCCCCCCCGCACACACACACACACACACACUUUCGCCCCGACCUCCCCCCGACCAUCGAUACCCACUUGUUUUUCUUUUCGUUUCUUUUCUUCCUUCGUGCACGACAACGACUCAACGGGCGAACCGUAUUCGAAUUCACUUCUGACACGAACGAUAAACGAGAGCUCGUUUUCACGCGAGAUUGCGUGCCGCGGUCGUAUACGUACAACUUGAGCGGCCAUAGACGCUCGAUAAACGUGACCGAUCGAUGUUACUUUCGCGACUUUAUUGACAUUUACAUCGAACGUUAUUUUUAUGACUGUUUUGCACGCGUAAAUACGUACCUAGUACGUGAUACCGUUGCUUCGAGUAACCCGUUGACGCGAUCAAGCGUUUCCUAUGUCUCGUGUAUCCGGUGUCUUUCGAUUCCAGCGCCAACCGCCAGCCCCGAGCGGAGCGGAAGCGUCGCGAACUACCGUCUAGUCGAGUUCCGCGUUGCUCUUUUUCGCGUCGGCUCCCGCGGAUCACCGUUUGGUAAAACUUAACAAUUAUGGUUCCCUAGCGAUCAGUCGUCACUGGACGGUGGAUUCAAGGUACUCGUGUCUAUAUGGAAAACUUGCAUGGAACGUAUGCGUAGAAUGUACUCCAUGAAUCAUUUAAUAAUAUUAAUAGUUCAUUUUGCAUAGGUUUCCCAUUAUUAAGGGGAUAAAUGCGUAGAAUCUGCAGUCUAGUGAUCACGAUUAGAGAUUGAUAAAUAAUCAGUGAUGAUAAGUAUGGAAGAUUUCAAAGUAAUGCCUCGGAUAUUGAUAAACCUUGCUCGGAUUCGCGAACAGACGUUACCUUGACCACUAUCUAUGAAUCUCAUCCCGCUCUCUGUCGACCCAACCCCGGCUAGUGAUAACUCGCAAAUUUUUCAACACCAUCCAAGACGUUGACAAAUGUAUCUUCCAAUUGUUGAUUACCGAUUAAUCCGACAAUUGCCACUGAUCAUCCCGAAAGUAGUCGCAAAGCGAUCACGUGGCUGACGGUGCUGCAUAAAGCGGGUCGAUGCGGUCGAAUCGAUAAGAGGAGCUAUAAACGACAGCUGGGACUCGACAAUUCGGUACUUUUUCUGUUCGUUUACCACCCCCGAAUCCUCCAUAUCGAUUGACAUUCUCCGUUUCCACCGAUUCCCACCAAUCCCCAACCACCCCCGACCCCCACUGCCCCCCGUCAGUCUGCCACAUAUGCCCAAAGAUUGGACACGUGCUCGCACCGUUUGUCCUUGCUCCCGUACCCUCCCACCCCCACCCCCACCCCCCCGCGAACCACCCACUCUUUCUAGGUUUUUCUCAGCCCCCAAGCCCCUCCGGUUUCUUCGAAUCCCUCUCUUGUUAAUUUUCGACGAGCGAUCGGAACGGGACACCGGGACGUAAUGUUGAAUUCUUACUAGUAGAAAACGAUAAAGCAGUGAUAUUUUUGACGGAACUUUUGUAUCGACGAAGUCGGAGAUUUUUUGGAAGCGACGAAAAUUGUGAUCGGUGUUAUACCUUGAAUUAAUCUUAAGAGUUACACAUUCAAAUAGUUUGCUGUUGUUGACGAUAAAACGUAGAGCGAUCCCCGAUGAUCGAAUUCAGAUUUUUUGCAGCAAUUGCAGAUUUUCGCGAGUGCAUACGUGUAUACGUGAGAACGUGCGCGUAUUUACGCAUGGUUGGGUGUACGCGUACACGCGUAUACACGUGUACACUGUAUAUGUAUUUGCGCUCGGUGAGUGUGAGUGUGCGUGUUGCGUUUGCGUUU